AUGGAAGGAUUUAAAGCGAGAGAUAUCGGGCUUAGAGCUCAAAAAAAAAUUCUGAGUCAUAUGGCUUCUAAAAAUGUUGCCAAAGUUUUUAUCGAUGAUACUUCAGCAAAUUUACUCGAUAAUGUGUAUAGACUUGCUAAAAGCUAUCACAUACCUGAAAUUAAAAUGUCAUGUAACAUUUUCAAAUCGCAAAUGAAUGUUUCGAGCAAAAUAAAUAAUCAAUUUACCUCUGAAGAAGUGAAACACGCUGAAAAAUUUAAAAAUAAAUUUCAUCAAGCUGCCAUGGCUGUAAUAAGUUUUUACGAGGUUGAUUUUAGUUAUGAUCGAACAUAUCUUUUAAAACUUAUUAAAGAAUGCCUUUCUUGCCUUCUUCAAUUGGUUCAAAAUCAUUUGACUGGAAAAUCAAUCACUCGAAUCAAUCACGUUUUUGAUUUUUUCUCAAAUCCACAAUUUUUAGAUGCCAUAUUUAAAAAAAAUACAGAGCACUAUGAAAUAUUAGGAAAAAUUGUUGGAGACAUGAACAAAGCAUUGGAUGCUGGAGAAAUGUGA
Molecule: messenger RNA, 549 nt
Organism: Pediculus humanus corporis (human body louse)
Lineage: Eukaryota; Metazoa; Arthropoda; Insecta; Psocodea; Pediculidae
Exons: 4
Coding region: 1-549 (182 amino acids)
Biological process (GO): regulation of apoptotic process
Cellular component (GO): cytoplasm
Source: RefSeq, a predicted model, not a curated record